Messenger RNA from Cadophora gregata, 1964 nucleotides. RefSeq lists its product as uncharacterized. Bases 652 to 1791 code for a protein of 379 amino acids. The transcript is spliced from 2 exons. NCBI's taxonomy places the organism in Eukaryota, Fungi, Ascomycota, Leotiomycetes, Helotiales, Ploettnerulaceae. The record is from RefSeq and is a predicted model, not a curated record.
CUCCUCUGACCCUCGCCAGUUUUUUCAUCUCGUCAGAAUCCCAAUGUUACCAACUCGUGAACCAACACGUGCUACAUGUCAAAUCAUUUACGAUAUGGUUUUAAGCAUAAUGAUGUGCAGUUAUGCAAAGCAUAUCUCAAGGUCUAUUCGAUUCGUGUCAAAGGGCAACAUGGUAGCCUGCAUAUGGCUCGUAGGGUCCUCACCACUUCUACAUCAGCCGUGUCUCCACGUCGUAUGAUCAAUUGGGAAGAAAAUUAUAUUCAGAAUUCUUCAAUUAUGCAGCUGUGCGAUAGUACACUGGACCAAAUGCAUGUAUUUCAGUAACUGCUAUGUCUUUCAUUCUAGCUAGGGAUAUCACCAAUACUGCCAGCCAACCCCUUGGAACCUGAGUCCUGUCCAGGAGCAAGGAACCCAAGACAUUGUUAAUGUCUUCCAUUUUCACUAUUGCUUGUUCAUUUGUGUCUUCGCUAACUCCACCUCUUCGGGAGGCCUUCUUAUAAGAAGACCAUCUCAGCUCAUGGUACACUCUUUACCACAUCACCAGUCAUCUGCUUCACUCUCUCUUGUUCUGUAUUCUCUGCAUCAUUGCUCAUUACGUUCUAUCCAAUACCCUCUCUAUCAUUGAACAGAUCACGCUUACAAAACUACAAAAUGUCUCUCAAGGCCAGCCUCAUGGCGUUCGUCGUCAUUGGACUUUCUUCUCACACCACAGCAACUGAUCUCCAUGGUGCACAACCACUUUGUCCUGCAUCCUGCAUUCAAACAGUCACGGUCACUGCAACUGCAUCUUGCACAGAUGUACCUCCAACUUCGCAAACUUCCUCCACAGCGCCUUUAGUAACCUAUACCAAUGCCGGACACUACUUCAAUGCUUCAUCGACCCACUCCUCUGCGAUUUCUUAUACUACUCCUAUUACCCCUGAAUCUAGCUCGUCUAUCCAAUCAUUCCACACCCACAACAGUGGUGUAUCUGAUCCCGAUGUUACUUCGACGCCGUCAAACCACUUCUCCUACUCCUAUUUCAGCCCUCCAAACCCAACCCUCACGAGCAAAUCAAACGACAUUGAUUCAACGAAGAUCCUCUCUACUAUUACUCCAACCUCUGGCAUUCCUGUUUAUCCGACCGGCAAGCCAAAUCGCUGCCACCACAACAACAACUGUCUCCGACAAUUCAUACGCAACCCGCAAGUGUCUGACUUCUGUGCAACAUACACAACUACAAUCAACACCGCCACUACCGGCUUACCAGACUAUGUUUCCAAGUGCCACGCUGAUCCAAGCCGGAUCUCAUCAGCCUGCUCCUGUAUCGCAACCACCAGCAUCGCAAUUUCCAGCAUCGCAACCUCCAGCAUCGCAACCUCCAACAUCGCAACUUCCAGUAUCGCUAGCUCCAGCAUUGUCAGCUCCAGUAUCGCAACCUCCAGCAUUGACAGCUCCAACAUUGCCAGCUCCAGUAUCGCAACCUCCAGUAUCGCCACCUCCACCAAGCCAGCCCACACCAACCCUGAGACAACCAAGACCGCCGGGGGCGUUUACGUCACCGGCCCCUACUACCCUAUUCCCCCACCUGUUACCACUGAAGGCUGCUCCGUACCCAGCGUCGUCUUCGAGACUUACACCAUGACCACUAUUGUUUCGGUCACUGUCAGCGCGGAUGCACAUACAUCAACGUCUUUGGAUGCCCCUGAGACGGAAGCUGAGAGUGCGACAAGCUCGGCUGGAAUCUUGAGUUCUACUUCAGUUGCGGAGGUUGACUCCAGCUCAGCAUCGCCUAUUACAUCGACCCGCUAAGAUAACCAACAAGUCGAGAACUAAGGGGGAGAGAGAGAUUGGGCACUAGGGACAGAGACCACAGUGUGAAAGGGGUAAUGCAUGGAGAGGGAAGUCUGAUUUUGCAUUGUUUUGACGCAUCGGAGUUAUUGGGUAGUUAAUAGAAUAGAGGAAUAGCAUAGUAAUACAGAGUG